AUGGUUUGUUGGGUAAGAUCAUUGGUUCUUAAGAAGAAAAACAUCCACGGCUUCACUCCUCAUCUAAAUGGACUCGGCGAUCCUCUCCUAUUUACAACACAUGAGAUAAAAACCAUGGUAGAUACCUCAAGAGAGCCGUUAUCAAAUAUUGACACCAAUCGCCAGAACGCCAGUAAGAAAAAUGCCCGCUGCUUUCAAAUGGUCACCACCUCGUCGAGCAACGGAAAAGCUAGAGUGUGA
This is a messenger RNA of Nannizzia gypsea CBS 118893, 240 nucleotides long. RefSeq lists its product as hypothetical. Bases 1 to 240 code for a protein of 79 amino acids. The record is from RefSeq and is a predicted model, not a curated record. NCBI's taxonomy places the organism in Eukaryota, Fungi, Ascomycota, Eurotiomycetes, Onygenales, Arthrodermataceae. The transcript has 3 exons.